AUGCAAAUGGAUACAAAUCCCCGACAGCUGCUCCUUGGGCCUCCAGCCCUAAGCCUGUCUUCCCCCUGAGCUUCGGGGAGACUUAGGGCUGCCUGAUCCCUCUGGCCUCUCCCCUUAGAGUCCCAGUGAGCCCCUGUGAGUCAUGGGGGCAAGGGGUGGGCCAGACCCCACAUGGGAGCAGGGACAGGGUUGCCCUCCUCUUGUAAUCCUUUUCCACCCAAAGUAGGGGCAGGCCUGUCAUCCUUCCUGGAUCCCCUGUACCUCCCCAGAUCCCAGGAUCAAACCCAGGGACAGCUGGUUGGGUUUGUUGAGAAGAAGGAUUAUCCAGAUCAGUCCUUCCUAAUCGCAACUCCUAUCCACACCCCCCACAUAGUUACUGUAACCCUCUUCCCCCACUACCCUGAGCUAAGGAACAAAAUUGUGGGUGUUGACAGUGGGCCAUCUCGCACCCUCAUAUUCUGGCUCCUGGAGUGGUUGCUAGGUAGGCCCUGACUGCCAAGGUCAUCGCCGGGGGGGGGGGGGGGAAGGUCACAGCCCGAGGGCCCCUGGAGCUGUGGUUGGUACUGUUCCUUUGCACCCCUGCCAAACCCCAACCUUUAAAUCCUCACAGCUUUGUUCUAAUCCCAUGGGGCCUGAUGCUCUUAUCUCUGCCUGCAGAGACUGGCCAGGGAAGCACCCCUUCAACCCCUCCUCCCCCCAGGGCUUGUGGGGGUCUGCUCCUCUCUGCAGCCUCACACUCCCCCCUCCCUUCCCCUAGGCUGGGCCCAAAGAGGCAAGGAAGCUGCCGCCUCCCUGUCCUCUCCCCUCACCCCUGCCAGUGAUUUCAUUUGCCUGACGUCGUUGGCCCUACCCUUCCCUACCAGUGCCCCCCCACACCCAGAGUGGGGCCAGGCCAAGUCAGCUCCCCUGGCAGCAGAGACCAGGGCAGGUGACGGGCAGGCGUGGCAGCCAAGGGAGUGAGGAGGCGCCUGGGAACUGGAGCUGGAAACCUGGGAGAGGUCCACGCAGAGCCCAAGUAAGAAGGAGGUAGCCUGGCUCUGCUCUCUGGGGCUGGGGGCCGCGGGGACUCCAGCAGGCUGCGGCCGGCUGCACAGGCCUCCAGACCUGGGGGGGCGAGCGGGGAGGUGGUGCAGGCCACCCAGUCAUUUCCCUACUUCUUAGAGUGGGCUCUAGCUCUCGUGAGGAGUCCUGUGUGGGGUGUGAGGGACCGAAACAUAGCCUGGCGGGGAUCCCCCUAUGCCUACCCCAUGUCCCUGGCAGGAGCUGGAGCUACCCCUCAACCUAUCAGCCAUGGGGGAGAUGGAGCAGCUGCGGCAGGAAGCGGAGCAGCUCAAGAAGCAGAUAGCUGAUGCCAGGAUAGCCUGUGCCGACAUUACUCUGGCAGAGCUGGUGUCUGGCCUAGAGGUUGUGGGACGAGUUCAGAUGCGGACACGGCGGACAUUAAGGGGACACCUGGCCAAGAUCUAUGCCAUGCACUGGGCCACCGACUCCAAACUGCUGGUCAGUGCCUCACAAGAUGGGAAGCUGAUCGUGUGGGACACCUACACCACCAACAAGGUACAUGCCAUCCCACUGCGCUCCUCCUGGGUCAUGACCUGUGCCUAUUCCCCAUCGGGGAACUUUGUGGCAUGUGGGGGACUGGACAACAUGUGCUCCAUCUACAACCUCAAGUCCCGUGAGGGCAAUGUCAAGGUCAGCCGGGAACUCUCUGCACAUACAGGUUAUCUGUCCUGCUGCCGCUUCCUGGACGACAACAACAUUGUGACCAGCUCAGGAGACACCACGUGUGCCCUGUGGGAUAUUGAGACUGGGCAGCAGAAGACCGUGUUUGUGGGACACACAGGGGACUGCAUGAGCCUGGCUGUAUCUCCUGACUUCAAGCUCUUCAUUUCGGGUGCCUGUGAUGCCAGCGCCAAGCUCUGGGAUGUGCGGGAGGGGACCUGCCGGCAGACUUUCACUGGCCAUGAGUCAGACAUCAAUGCUAUCUGUUUCUUCCCCAGUGGAGAAGCCAUCUGCACAGGCUCGGACGAUGCCUCCUGCCGCCUGUUUGACCUGCGGGCAGACCAGGAGCUGACUGCCUACUCCCAUGAGAGCAUCAUCUGUGGUAUCACGUCCGUGGCCUUCUCCCUCAGCGGCCGUCUGCUCUUGGCAGGCUACGAUGACUUCAACUGCAUCGUGUGGGACUCCAUCAAGUGUGAGCGUGUGGGUAAGGGCCAGCCCCCUACUACAACCCUGGCCAGGCCUCUUCCCCAGCUCCCCUUGUUUGGACUCUCUUACUGCUGGCCCCGAAUUGCUGGGUCACUGAGCUCUACCCUGGGAACCCAGUCCCCUUGAUUCCCAACCUAGGGCCAUCUUCCCUCAAAGAAAAGUCACUCUGAGCAGCCCUUCUGCACUACCCCAUGCCAACAGCUGCUCCCUGCCAAAUGAGCUCCUCCGGUUACCCCGGACCUGUGGGCCUUCAAUGUCCAGUCAGUUCUGGCUUCGGGAGGGUCCACUGAAAGAAAGAGCAAUCUCAGGGAACUAUGCAAUGAUCAGAAUCAAGAGCUAGGGUGGCCUGGGGGCCCUGACCCCAACCUAGGGGCUUAUCUAGGCCCAGCCUGGUCUGAGGUUGAAUCAGAUAGUGUGGCCUCUUCCCUUGGGAGAGGCCAGGUACUGAAUGAAGAUAACACUGGCCAGAGAGUCAGGAUCCAAAUCUUCAUUCUGUUGCUCACUUUUUGAGUGCCCUUGGGCAACUCACUUCUCUCGGCCUCAGUCUCUUCAUUUGGAAACAAAGGAGGAAGAUGAAAGGGUGAUCUUCUCCAUUGGUCUAGUGCCCAUCAAGGUGCCCCUUGCUUUUCUCACAGCGCUGCCACAUCCAACCUUUCCCUGUCCCCGCCGUCCCCUCCCUCAGAGAGAGUCAGGAGAGAUUGCCUCUAGAGCAACCCUACCUCAGAGCUAAUCCUCUUUUAGUCUCCACCAGGGGCUGCAGGACCGAUGCCUGCCCCCAUCCUAGGAUUCCUGCGUGUGCAUACAUUCCCCCUGCCAAAUCAGCACAGCAAAUGGGCUGACACCUCUCCCUUUUACUCAGGCAUCCUCUCUGGCCAUGACAACAGGGUCAGCUGCCU
Manis javanica (Malayan pangolin) is the source of this 3104-nucleotide messenger RNA. RefSeq names its product G protein subunit beta 3 (gene GNB3). Gene Ontology annotation, biological process: signal transduction. Gene Ontology annotation, molecular function: protein binding. The record is from RefSeq and is a predicted model, not a curated record. NCBI's taxonomy places the organism in Eukaryota, Metazoa, Chordata, Mammalia, Pholidota, Manidae.